UAAAUUAUUUAGUUUAAUAUAAAGUAGGUUUAUAAGUACAAUAUUCAUUUUAAAGAUGAGCUUUAAUAAAUGGAAAAAAACAGUUGAUGAAGGUGAUACUAUCAUGAUUUCUUUGGGUAAGCAAUCAAUAAUGACAAUACUUGUUGAAUCAUCUAAAACUUUGCAAACAAAAUUUGGUGCUUUUCCACACAAGGAGUUUAUUGGUCAAAAGUUUGGAACUAAGAUUUUUUCAAAGAAUCGAAAAGGGUGGGUUUUUUUACUUCAUCCAUCUCCAGAACUAUGGACUGUUUCACUCCCACAUCGAACACAGAUACUUUAUUCAACUGAUAUAUCUCUUAUUGUAAUGGAGCUAGAGUUAAAGCCAGGAUCCAUUGUAGUAGAAUCAGGUACUGGUAGUGGUUCACUUUCUCAUGCAAUUCUACGAAGUAUCAAACCAAGUGGCCAUCUUUACACAUUUGACUUUCAUUUGCAAAGAGUUGAUAAAGCAAGGGAAGAGUUCAUGCAACAUGGUCUCGAAAAUUUUGUUACGUGUAAAUGUGCUGAUGCAUGUGCAGAUGGUUUUUCUCUUGAAGACAAAGCAGAUGCAGUAUUUUUAGAUCUUCCUUCUCCCUGGGAUGCGAUACCACAUGCUAUAAAAACAAUAAAGAAAUCAGGGGGUCGACUUUGUUCUUUUUCACCGUGCAUAGAGCAAGUUCAACGAACAUGUGAUGUUUUAAGACAAUUUCGAUUUUGUGAAAUAAAAACUGUCGAAUGUUUAGUCAGAACCUUGAAUGUUAAAACGAUACCUGUCCCAGAAGCUAAUAUUGGGUCGCUUGACUUUUCUAAUAUCGAUGAUGAGAAACCAACCGAUUCCAAAAGAAUGAAACAAAACGAGGAGGAAAUUCAAAGUCAAUUACCGCAUAUUCCUCAAUUUGCUUCAACAAAGGAACCUUAUAUUGAAAAUAAUCAAAUUGCUUCCACGGAUGAAUCUCGAAUUAAAGAUGCAAAAUGUGCUAAUGUUACUGGAGUUAAUUCGUUGGGAAUGGUCACCAAAUUGACAGCUAAAUCGAAAUCUAGACAUUGUAAUGUAUUGACAUGUAAAGGGAACAAAGAAAUGCCUGGUCACACUGGGUUUUUAACUUUUGCAUCUUUGUAUCCUUCUUGAAAUUUAUGAGUUUAAAUAAUAUUCAAAACUUUA
Molecule: messenger RNA, 1177 nt
Organism: Hydra vulgaris (swiftwater hydra)
Lineage: Eukaryota; Metazoa; Cnidaria; Hydrozoa; Anthoathecata; Hydridae
Product: tRNA (adenine(58)-N(1))-methyltransferase catalytic subunit TRMT61A
Biological process (GO): tRNA methylation
Cellular component (GO): tRNA (m1A) methyltransferase complex; nucleus
Molecular function (GO): tRNA (adenine(58)-N1)-methyltransferase activity
Source: RefSeq, a predicted model, not a curated record